GAAGGUCAUUAAACACAAAAGCUCUCCAGCGCUGCGGUCCAAUAUAGCGCAUGCGCCCUGCCCGAGGACUGGCAGGGAGACGGCAAUAUGGCGAGAAUGCCUGGCAGCGGCGGCGGAGAGUGGAGCACCGGGGGCGGCGGCAGCAGCGCAGGAAGCGGCGGCGGAGGUGCAGGUGGCGGCGGAGAGAACAAUGCGGGGGACCGGCACACCGGCCGGGCUGGCCCCCACCGGCCCCUCCACUAUUGCAGUGCUGGGGAGGACGAGGACGGGGAGGACGAGGAUGAGAUCCAGGAGGUGCAGAUAACGGGGGACGAGGAGGCAGCCGAUGGGGGGAUCCUGCUCCUGGACGAGGAAGAGGAGGAGAUGAUGAUGGGGUUGGAGUGGGACGCCGACGACCAGCCGGGCCAUAUGAUCCGUAUGGACCGGGGCACCGGAGCGCUGCUGGACUCUUCUUCGGCUGCCGUGUGCAGCGUCAGGGGCCGCUUCGCAGUCGCUAGGGGCGGCGGCACAGGCGCCAGCAGCGGCGUCGGGGCUUCCGCAGGAGGUGCCCCUUCGGUCCCAGUUAGCGCCCGCGGCGUUCCCGCCUCCGUCGCGGGCAGUGUGGCGCCCGAGGACUCGGACCCGGAGGCGGAGCUUUUGCUGCAACGUCCCGAGCGGGCCCGGCUGAGCGAGAACACCCGCCUGGCCACCCGCUACGCGGUGCGCAUCUUCCGCGAGUACCUGAGCGAGAAGGCGCAAAGCCCGGACUUCGAGACCAUGGACAAGGGGGCGCUGUGCCGGGUGCUGCGCUCCUUCUAUGCCGAGGCGCGCUCCAAGAGCGGCCAGCUCUACUCCAAGUCGUCGCUCAUCAGCAUCCGCAGCUCCCUCAACCGCUACCUCAACGAGCCUCCUUAUUGCCGCACCCUCGACCUCACCAAGGACCCGGAGCUGCGCGCCGCCAACCUCACGCUGGCCGCCGUCAUCCGCAAGCUGGAGGAGCAAGGCGCCGGCCCCGUCGUGCAGAAGCAGGCCAUCACGCGCGCCGACCUGCGGAAGCUCUACACCUGCAGCGUGUUCAGCACGCAGAGCCCCUUCGGGCUCCUCAACAAGGUCUGGUUCGAGACGUGCAUGUACUUCUGCACGCGGGGCCGGGAGAACCAGCGCGAGCUGGAGGAGGAUUCCUUCGGCCUGGCCAUGGACGAGGACGGGCGCAAGUUCGUCUACUUCAAGGCCCUGGGGCCCUACCACAAGUCGCGCUCCUCGUCGUGGAGCAAAAAGCGCGCCGAGAGCAGCGACGAGGAGAACCUGCCGCGCAUGUACGAGACGGGCACCGAGUUCUGCCCUUAUGCCAGCUUCGUCAAAUACCUGGCCAAGCGCAACCCGCUCUGUAAGGCCUUCUUCCAGCGCCCGCGGGACCACUGCAGCGAGGGCGACGUCACCUGGUACGAGAACAAGGCCAUCGGCAAGAACCUGCUGGGCACCCGCAUGCAGAUGCUCUCCAAGGCCGCCAAGCUCUCCAAGACCUACACCAACCACUGCAUUGGCGCCGUCUCCAUCGCCACCCUCAACAGCAUCGCCGGUAUCGGCACCAAACUGCCCCCAGGCGCCCCCGCCGGAGAAGGCUGCUACGCCCUCAACGGCAGGGCCCGCCCCUCGCCCCUUCCCGCCAACUCCUACGUCCUCCCCAAAGACGGCGACAGCGCGCCUCACGUCAAGGCUGAGACGGCGGCCGCUGUCGUGCCGGCCAAGCGCUCCCUCUAUGAGGUGAUGUACGCAGCUGGGGGCGGGGCCGCGGCUGGGGGAGACGCCUGCGGCCCCUCCUCGUCCCCCAAAAGACUCUGCCUGAGGCCCGCCGAGCCUUUGGACGCCGCCGCCUCUGUGGUGGUGGUCUCAGUGAAACACGACCCUUUGCCUCUCCUCAUCCCUGAAGCCAAUUGCCACAGAAGCACCAACUCUCCCACAAUAAUUUCACCUGCUAUUGUUUCCCCCGCACAGGACAGUCGGCCCAAUAUGUCAAGACCUCUGAUCACUAGAUCCCCUGCGUCUCCUUUGAACAAUCAAGGCAUUCCCACGCCAGCACAGCUAACAAAAUCCAAUGCACCAGUACAUAUUGAUGUGGGUGGGCACAUGUACACCAGCAGCUUGGCUACUCUUACUAAGUACCCUGAUUCAAGAAUUGGACGGCUUUUUGAUGGCACAGAGCCAAUUGUUUUGGACAGCCUAAAGCAGCACUACUUCAUUGACAGAGAUGGCCAAAUGUUUAGAUAUAUUUUGAAUUUUCUUCGAACGUCAAAACUUCUUAUACCUGAUGAUUUCAAGGAUUACAGUUUGUUAUAUGAAGAAGCAAAGUAUUUUCAGCUUCAGCCCAUGCUAGGGGAAAUGGAAAGGUGGAAACAGGAUCGGGAGACAGGCCGAUUUUCAAAGUCCUGUGAGUGCCUGGUUGUGCGAGUUGCUCCAGAUCUCGGAGAAAGGAUAACAAUGAGUGGUGACAAGUCCUUGAUAGAAGAAGUUUUCCCAGAAAUUGGUGAUGUGAUGUGCAAUUCUGUCAAUGCAGGGUGGAAUCAUGAUUCAACACAUGUCAUCAGAUUUCCUUUAAAUGGAUAUUGUCAUCUUAAUUCAGUUCAGGUACUUGAGAGGUUGCAACAAAGAGGGUUUGAAAUCGUUGGCUCAUGUGGAGGAGGGGUGGACUCUUCCCAAUUCAGUGAAUAUGUACUUAGACGAGAACUCAGAAGGACAUCUCGUUCAUCCUCUGUCAUUCGAAUAAAACAAGAGCCUCUGGAUUAAGGAGAUUUUUGUUUUCUUACACAAGAACAAAAAACAGGGACCUUUUCAUGUGCAGUUGGGACACCAAAACAGCCCUGGAAUGAAAAAAUGAAUAAAGACACAUUUAUAUUGAAUAUAGAGACCAUACCUGUAUUCAUAUGGAAGCAUUUGGAAUAGUAAUAAUAACCUCAAGGUGUAAAAUAUGUAUAUCUGAAAAGUUAGAUAAUGCAAAAAGAAAAAACCUAAAAAUGGUAGGUGAGGUUGGUGCUGUGAUGGCCAUUAAGUGUCCUAGGCCUUAGCUAAGCCUAAUUUAACAAUAAACAAGCCAUUGCUGUUGAGGAAGACCACAACUACUUUUCAUUUUCCUUUGCCAGCUGGCAAUCUGGCUCUUCAGUGUAUGCACCUUGACUCAAGUUUGUUUGCAGAUGUUUAUCAUAGAGGUGACUGGGCACAACUUCAAUCCAUCCAUGACAUAACAAAGUUCAUCAAUGGGAAUUUUAAAUGUAGCUUGUACAGAAGUCAUACCCUUCCAUUGGCCUGACAGAUGUGAACAUUUUUCAUGUUGGGGGUUUUUCCCCCAAAAAGGAGCCAGAAUUUAUAACUACUUGGUAGAGUUGCUCUGGUUUGAGUCCAGUGCUUUUGUAAGUUUAUUCAAACUUUAUAAUACAUAAAAUACAAUAAUUUCUGUUAAAAUGUUCUGUUAAGCCAACACUAGCCAAAAAAUAUAAAAUAAAAACUCAGAAUUAGCUUUUAACUUGCUCUGUUAUGCAUUUGAUAUGUUCAGUGGACAAUAGGUGAUGUUGAGUUCUGUGUGCAACAAAAAUAUGAAGGCAUAAGAAAGUGAGUUACAGAAAAAUGAUGUGCUUUAUUUUUAGUAUGUCAUAGAAACAGUUCUGAUGCACCUUAUACUUUCUUUCCAUCAGUGAUUUUUCCAGCCUUGUUUAAUAAUUUGACAAGUGGUCAUUUUAGAGGAGCUUUUCAGUUCUGUACAAUAUUUUAUAAGUGAUUAAAUUGAAAUCUAUACAACUAA
Heteronotia binoei (common prickly gecko) is the source of this 3772-nucleotide messenger RNA. RefSeq names its product potassium channel tetramerization domain containing 1 (gene KCTD1). The record is from RefSeq and is a predicted model, not a curated record. Gene Ontology annotation, molecular function: transcription factor binding; transcription corepressor activity. Gene Ontology annotation, biological process: protein homooligomerization; negative regulation of DNA-templated transcription. The transcript is spliced from 5 exons. The coding region runs from base 88 to 2763 and encodes 891 amino acids. Gene Ontology annotation, cellular component: nucleus. Lineage: Eukaryota; Metazoa; Chordata; Lepidosauria; Squamata; Gekkonidae.